Molecule: messenger RNA, 2600 nt
Organism: Hyla sarda
Lineage: Eukaryota; Metazoa; Chordata; Amphibia; Anura; Hylidae
Gene: TMEM209
Product: transmembrane protein 209
Exons: 15
Coding region: 198-1904 (568 amino acids)
Cellular component (GO): membrane
Source: RefSeq, a predicted model, not a curated record
UGACACUGGUAGGCGGGAAUCUCUGGUAUUCUGUGGUUAGUGCUUGGAGUCCGGUACCGAGCUGCGCAGGAGCAGAAUGACCACCGGAGCUGCUCCGUACCGUUUCGGCCACUUUACUGUGUGAGGGAGACGCUUCCUUGACGCUCCUGCUUCCUGGGUGGAAACUGACGCGUCCCGUCGUGUGUAUAGCCGGUUAUAUGGCUGACAGUAACAAGAGCAGCUCUUUCCUCGAUAACAUGAUAGGAGAGAAGGCUGAGCAGUGGAGUCAAUCUACAUCAUUUAUUGAUACAGCCAUCAAAAUGAGGAGAGAGACACAUGCCCGAAAUUUAAUACUGGCCUGGGGUCUUCUAAAUUUGUCUUUGGCAGGAAUGAUUUAUACAGAAAUGUCUGGAAAAAUAAUCAGUACGUAUUAUAAGAUUUCAUGUUGGCCCUUAUGGUACAUUGAAUUGGCACUUGCGUUCUUGUUCAGUCUGAAUGCAUUGGUUGACUUCUGGAGGUACUUCAAAUACACUAUGACCUCGCCAAAUCUUACACUAAGUCCCUCCCAGCAAAAACUUCUUGGAGUUCAAUAUUCAUAUGUGCAGUAUACGCCACCAAAGGAUGUUGUGAAAAGUGUACUCCCAGCAGCCACACCUUCUCCCAGCAUUCAAGGGCAAAGUGUUCUGAGCUAUAGUCCAUCACGUUCACCCAGCACCACUCCCAAGUUCUCUCCUAGCUUCAUCAGUGGCAGUUCUUUUGCUACAGCUGUUCCCUACUCCCCAAACAGUAGCUACACCAAGAUGCAAAAUUUUAGUCCCACAUCAGGAUCAUCAUCAUCAUCCUACCCCAGUAGUCUUGGUCCACUGGAAAAUGGUGGCUUAAGAUCUCGAUAUCGCUCAUCACCAUUUGCUUAUAGUUCCCCUGCUGGCAAGGAUGACUAUAUGACUGAUCUCAAGUCACUGGAUACAUUUAUCCGUAGUGAAGAAGAAAAGCAACAGCGUUCCCAGCUGGGGAGUCCAGAAUCCAGCUCAACAUCAAACAGCCCAACCUUCUGGAAUUAUAGCCGCUCCAUUGGAGAUUAUGCUCACACUCUCAGGAAGUACCAGUACCAGCUGGCGUCCAGAUCUCAGGCUCCUUCUGCACACAAGGAUGAGGCAGAUCUUGGCUCUAAGCAGGCAGCAGAAGAGAUCUGGGCAAGAGUUACAAUGAACCGUCAACUUUUGGACCACAUGGAUUCCUGGACAGAGAAAUUCCGGAAUUGGAUUAAUGAAACUAUCUUGGUGCCAUUGGUUCAAGAGGUGGAAACCGUUAACAUGCAGAUAAGGAGGCUUGGAUGUCCUGAACUGCAAAUAGGGGAGUCUAGUAUAAGCAGUAUAAAGCAAGCAGCUUUAGUGAAAGCACCACUGAUCCCGUCACUUAAUGUUAUUGUUCAGUACCUGGACAUCACUCCAAAUCAGGAAUACCUCUUUGAACGUAUUAAAGAAUUGUCCCAUGGGGGAUGCAUGAGUUCUUUUCGGUGGAAUGCAGGUGGGGACUUUAAAGGUCGUAAAUGGGACACUGACCUUCCAACAGAUUCAGCGAUACUCAUGCAUGUUUUCUGUACAUACCUUGAUUCUCGACUGCCCCCUCAUCCCAAGUAUCCUGAUGGCAAAACCUUCACCUCUCAACACUUUGUUCAGACACCAGAUAAACCAGAUACUACAAAUGAAAAUGUCUUUUGCAUCCACCAGAGCAGCAUCAAUCCUCCACAUUAUGAGCUUGUCUACCAAAAACACAUAUACAACUUGCCAAAGGGAAGAAACAACUUGUUCCAUACACUGCUAAUGUUUCUGUACAUAAUAAAGACUAAAGAAUCUGGAAUGCUUGGGCGAGUCAAUCUUGGUUUAUCUGGUGUGAAUAUAUUAUGGAUUUUUGGUGACCUAUGAUGAUGGAAUUGUGAAAGUUUCAUAUAAAUUUAUAAACAUGGCUUAACAUGGCUAAAAUAAAGACCGCUAUAUGUUGUAACUUGCUACUUGCUAUUGUAUUAUGGCUCACAAACCGUCCCUCCAUGUGUCUUGUCUUUCACAUAUAUCAAUAUGGACUCUGUUAAGACCUUAUGAUUGACCGCUUAAUAGAAAGUUGUAGCACGUCAUUUGUUUUACCUUUUAUACCAUGAUGUUUCCUUUGCGUGAGACAUGGAAAUGAUACAAAACUGCCUUUAGUAUAAUUCAAAUUGGUAAAGUCCAGGUUUUGGAGCCCAUAGUUUACCAUGAUUUCCAGUUUUGUUUUGUUUUUCCUACUAAAAUAAAGCAUUUUUUUAUUUUUAAACUACAUUGACACCUUUUUGGAUAUCAAUCAAAUCUGACCUCAAUUAUAUAAGGGUUCAAAGUCACUCUAUCACUGGAGAAAGGGCUUCAUUGGAAUACAGUACUGAGUAAUUCCAUUUUAAAUAAAAUUGGAUAUUGCAGUAAAUUGGUUAUUUUUCCAGUGGUGCAUGUAAAAGACUAAAUAUUUGAGACUAAAGCAGGAUAAAUGUGAGCAUUAGUUCACAAUUUACUUGCUGUACAGUGUGUUUUUGUAAUUCAUCUUUCAGUCAGCUGUGAAGGUAUUUUAUAUGGAAUUGUUUAUUAAAUAAACUUUUC